Molecule: messenger RNA, 5336 nt
Organism: [Torrubiella] hemipterigena
Lineage: Eukaryota; Fungi; Ascomycota; Sordariomycetes; Hypocreales; Clavicipitaceae
Source: the annotation of a GenBank genome assembly
GCCUGGUCACCGUUUUUUCUUCCACCCCUCUGUUUGUAACAAUCCUGCGGGCGUCACUUUAUUGGCAUUGAUUCCAUCGCCAUUGUUGAGAUAAUUGCAACGGCCGUUCACCCGACCUCAAUUGGCUGAUUUGUGGUGACCUGUGAAUAGAUUCAUAUAGCCACUGGCACAAUUGUCUUGCAGACCUUCGUCCUCUUUGCACUUUACACUCGCCAAAUCGUGCCUCCUCACUUACAUAAUGCCUCGAGGUAGGCCCUCCACAAGUGGCCGUCAGAGCCUUAAUGGCACUGAGCGCUCUACCCGUUCAACGUCAGCUGCAAGCAGGGCUGACUCUGAUGUAUCUGUUGAACCACUUCACGCACGGCUAAGCAAACCCAGGGGCCGCAGAUCAACUUUGAAUUUGGUGGAGAACGAUAACUCAUCCCGUGCAUCAUCCACCGCUGCCACAAGAAGAAGUUCUCGACGGAGUGGUAUUAUGGCUGCUGAGAGCGAGCCAGUUUCGUCAGUGGCUACACCAGUUGACAGCUUAUCUGAUGAGGGUGAAGUUGAUACCCCAGAUACAAGUCAGAACCCAACCCCAAGUGGACUACUACAAAAUGCCAACCCAGGAAAGAAGGGAACUUAUAUUGAAGUGCAACUCCCGAGCCUCCCCCCACUGGCACAAAGUCACGCGAGUGCAGAGCCAGAUCGACUAGAAGACAACGCUGACGAUACCGAUGAGCUUGCUACCAAGUCUGUCUCUUCGAAAGGCAAAGCAGCCGCAUUACCGGUCGCCAGACGCCAGAGCGGACGUUUUUCUGCUGCACUCCCUACUCGAACUUCUACCAAGCGGCAACGUGCAUCAACCUUGUCAUCACCUGCCACCCUGCCCCCUACAAAACGUAAUAGGAUAGUUCCUGAUUCAGAUGAGCCAUCUGGGUCAGAGAUUGAUAUCGAUGCUGAGAUUGCUGCCGCCGCUGCACUCAACGUUGACGAUGACGUCGGAAUGCUUGUCACUGAAGGCUCGCCUACAGUUCCAGAUUCAGACACAUCAAGCGAAUUAUCUGACCUAGAAGAUAUUGAUACUGGUUCUGCGUUCGAGAUUGACAGCGAAGAUGAGCCUCUGUCAAAGGGUAAAGGCAAGCAAGUAGCAAAACCUCGAUCUGCUCGAACACCGAAACCUGCCGCUAGUAAGACUAGAGCUCGUAAAGCAAAAGUGGCUUCGACUGCAGCAUCAGUUGUAUCCGAUGUUGAUAUGGAGAGCGAUUCUGACUUUGUUUCAGAAGCUGUAUCUGACGCCAGUGACGCAGACUCAGCUUCCAGUAACGAUGACGAGGCUAAUGGCGAAGCAAGUGGAAACUCAUUACGCCGAAUUGCAGCUCAGAGACGGGCAUACAGGCGUCCCGAAAACAAGAAGCGUGUCAGGAAGGAACGAGAUCGUCUGGAAGCCAAUCAUCCGGAACUCAAGACUAUGUGGACUGAUCUGGAAAAUAUGCCAAUCCUUAAAGCAGGAAUGAUUGAGCAGCCUAAGUCGAUAUCUCGUCAACUCAAACCUUUCCAGCUAGAAGGCGUCGCCUGGAUGAAGGCCAUGGAGAAGCAUGAAUGGAAAGGAGGUUUAUUAGGAGAUGAAAUGGGCCUUGGAAAGACGAUCCAAGCCGUAUCCCUCAUCAUGUCGGACUAUCCAGCAAAACAACCCUCGCUGGUUCUAGUUCCCCCUGUUGCACUGAUGCAGUGGCAAUCAGAAAUCAAGUCAUAUACUGAUGGCACAUUGAAGACGUUUGUCUUCCAUGGUACAAACCAAAAGACAAAGGGCAUGACCAUAAAGGAUCUCAGACAAUACGAUGUCAUCAUGAUGUCUUAUAACAGUCUUGAGUCAAUUUAUCGCAAGCAGCAAAUGGGCUUUAAACGCAAAGAUGGUAUUUAUAAAGAGGAAAGCAUCAUCCACGGCAUCAAAUUUCAUAGAGUCAUCCUUGACGAAGCUCAUUGUAUUAAGACUCGAACUACCAUGACCGCGAAGGCCUGCUUUGCGCUCCAGACCGAAUACAGAUGGUGCUUAACUGGCACUCCACUACAAAAUCGAAUCGGAGAAUUCUUUUCUUUGAUCCGUUUCCUGAAUAUUACGCCAUUUGCGUCAUACCUCUGCAAGCAAUGCUCGUGCGCAAAGCUGGAAUGGAGUGUGAACGAAGAUCACCGCUGCACACACUGCGACCACGGUGCAAUGCAGCAUGUUUCGGUAUUCAAUCAGGAGCUUUUGAAUCCAAUUCAGAAGUAUGGUAAUCAAGGUCCGGGUCGUGAGGCUUUCACGAAAUUACGCCUUAUGACCGACAGGAUAAUGCUGCGUCGACUCAAGAGGGAUCAUACAAACUCCAUGGAGCUUCCAGUCAAGGAGAUUUACGUUGAUCGCCAAUUCUUCGGAGAGGAGGAGAACGAUUUUGCAAAUAGCAUUAUGACGAACGGUCAACGCAAGUUCGACACUUACGUUGCACAAGGUGUUUUGCUUAACAACUACGCCAACAUUUUCGGUCUGAUCAUGCAGAUGCGUCAGGUGGCUGAUCACCCAGACUUAAUUCUGAAGAAGAACGCUGACGGUGGACAAAACAUUCUAGUUUGUUGCAUAUGUGACGAGCCUGCGGAAGACACUGUUCGCAGCAGAUGCAAACAUGAUUUCUGUCGCGCCUGUGUUGCCAGCUAUGUCAAGUCUACAGAAACUCCUGAUUGCCCACGCUGCCAUAUUCCCCUCGCUAUCGACCUUGAACAACCUGAGAUUGAGCAGGAUGAGACUCUCGUGAAAAAGUCCUCCAUUAUCAACCGCAUUAAGAUGGAGAAUUGGACGUCAUCGUCGAAAAUUGAGCUUCUGGUCCAUGAGUUGCACAGGAUGCGGUCAAACAAUGCGACGCACAAAUCCAUCAUCUUUUCUCAGUUUACUACUAUGCUUCAGCUCAUUGAAUGGCGCCUUCGCAGAGCCGGUAUUACAACGGUCAUGCUUGACGGAAGUAUGACGCCGGUCCAGAGGCAGGCAUCGAUUGAGCAUUUCAUGAACAACAUUGAUGUGGAGUGUUUCUUGGUUUCUCUAAAAGCUGGUGGUGUUGCAUUGAACCUCACAGAAGCAUCGAGAGUCUUCAUUGUUGACCCUUGGUGGAAUCCUGCAGCAGAGUGGCAGUCCGCUGACCGUUGUCACCGCAUUGGGCAGACACGCCCUUGUAAGAUUACAAGACUGUGCAUUGAGGAUUCGGUAGAAAGCAGAAUGGUGUUGAUUCAAGAAAAGAAGACGAACAUGAUCAACUCCACGGUCAACGCAGACGACAAGGCUAUGGAAUCGCUCAGUCCUGAAGAUAUGCAGUUUCUCUUCCGCGGUAGCUAGAAGGGUUCAGGCAUAUCUCCAAGUAACGCUGGAAACGAGAACAUCAGUACGCUGUGCGUGACACUGGCCUAGUAGAUGUAGUAUCACAUAGCAUAGUCUAGGUAGCCAUAACAAUUGUGGUGAAUAAUAAUAGGCACGGGGAUUACGGAAUAAUGACGAAACAUGAUUUUUAUAUAAAAGACUAUGUAAAAGCGACUGUUGAAGCGUGCUAUAUACUAGCAGCUACUUUCAAACACCAGUUGUUCAGUCCUCAACGAAGAGUGUAUGGGUUAGCCCAUGAAGAAGAGAAUAUUGGAGGCGUCGCCAAGAGCGAUGCAUGCAAGCAAAUCAUUGAAUGAAAUCAAAUGGUUAAAUGCAAAUUCCAUUAGAGGUUCAGGAGAGCGGUUGCGCCAGGCUCACUGCAGACGUAGAUGCAGUCGUGGGCGUUGGAGAAGCCGUUGAACUGGGUAGCAGAGCACUUGGUGUAGGCCCCCAUGUCCUCAAAGUAGAACCAGUCUCCGACAUCGACAACGCUCUUGAAGUGAACGCUCUCGGAGAUGCGAUCAAUGCCGUCGCAGGUAGGACCCCAGAUAGAGUACUCAAGACCAUCACCGGCAGCGCAGGGGCGAGCAGCGGGGAGGUUGUACAUGGUCUGGCCGGCAGUGCGCAGAAUGUUGGGGACAGGGUGCUGAUGGUCAAACAUGAUGCUGGAAAAGUUUCCGUAGACACCGUCGUUAACGUAGACCAUGUAACCCUUGCCGUUGAGGGAGGGAUCCUCAACAGUACGGCGGGCAAUGACGUUGCAAGCAAUGGUGAAGGCAGUGGCAACAUAGUAGCGUCCAGGCUCGGCAAUAAUGUCAAUGUUAGAUCCCGCGGGGAAGAAUUCGUCGAGAGCUGCGUUCAAGACGCUUGCCAUCUGCUCAAAGGUGUCGCCGGUGAAACCACCGCCGACAUCAAGGGUUCGGAGGUUGAACCCAUGAGCGCGGGCUUCUUCAAAGACGGUAUGGGCAUCACGGACAGCGCCAUAAAAUGCCAUGGGGUCAGAGGCACCGGAGCCAACGUGGAAGCUGACGCCAACGACCUGAAGGCCAAGUUCCUUUGCAAGGGCGAGAAGGCUGUUGGUAGUGUCCAUAGCAGCACCAAACUUCAUACUGAGACGGCACAGGCUAGAGGAGUCGUCCGUCAUGAUGCGGAGGAACAACUCGGCGCCAGGGAAGAGCUUGGCGAUCUUGUAAAGUUCGUCAGCGUUGUCAAAGGUCAUCUGCUUGACGCCAGCAGCCUUGACAUAGCGGACGUAAGAGUUGGUUUUGCAAGGCUGGGCAUAAAUGAUGCGGUCAGGAGUUGUGCCCAUGGCAAGGACCUGCUCGAUUUCGGUCUUGGAGGCGCAGUCAAAGCCGGUGCCAAGUUCAGAGAGGAGACGAAGAACCUGGGGGUCGGGGUUGCACUUGACAGCGUAGAAGGGGCGAAUGCGAGGCAAGUUCUUCUUCCAGCGAAGGUGUUGACGAUAAACCUCUCCGAGAUCAGCAACAAAGAAGGUAUCUUCGUCACCGGGCUCACAGAGUUCAUGGUCGACAGCCUCAACACGCUGGUGAAGGGCUUGCCCGAUCAAGUGCUUGCCAAUAGAGGCCCCAUCGCGGUUGAUAGAGUCGGCCGGUGCAGGAUUUUUCACCGCAAGGUGAUUAUGAUUAUAAGAUUGGGCAUGAUGCUCGACGAGGGCGGAUGCGAUGACCAUAUCCUUGGAUUUAAUCUGCAAGGUUGCUUGAACAAACAAGAGAUGUAAAAAGAAAUACUCAAGCGGUUGCUGAGCGGGUGUUAAGGCGGUCGAAAGGAAUGGCAAGCGUUUCCUUCAGUAGAUGGGCGAGGCCUGCUCGACUCUUCCUCGGAAAGAGGAAGAAGUCCCUGGAUCCUCCUAUGCGGCAGCUCGUUGGAGUCGUCGGACGACGGAGUGGGAGGCUGAUGUUCCAAACCACCAAACUUUAGGAUUGCUUCGAGUUGCUUAGGCGUAAGCAGAGGCGGG